CCGGUGAGGAGCCGAGAAGCGGGGAAAAGGAGGCGCGGAGUCGGGAGCGCGGCGGGAGAGGCGGAGGGUGAGGGCACGGGGGCGUCCGGCCGGCACUCGCAGGCCCGCGGAGCAGUAGCCGCCGCUGCCUGACCGCAGACAUGGAGGAGAGCAGCGGCGUCACAGUGCUGGUGCCGGGCGUCGGGCAGCAGGAAGCCAUCCUGGCGGCCGGAACCAUCAUCAGUUCCUCCCUGGAAAUCGACGCGCAGAGUGCCGCUAAGGCAGACCCGCUGGUCCACGUCAUCCAGAAGCUAAGCAAGAUCGUGGAACACGAAAAGUCCCAGAAAUGUCUUUUAAUCGGGAAGAAACGCGCACGUUCAGGGGCUGGGACAUGCUCUCCUGAAAGCCAGGAAUUCUGGGAAAUUCCAGCCAAGGCAGCCCUGCCUCCUGCUGCUGCGGGCGGGAGGGCCGCGCCGUCACAAGGGCCCCUGCGCCCCGGGGCUCUCGCCCAGGAUGACGGGAAGGGGAUGUCUUACCAGUGCAGCCUUUGCCAGUUUCUGUCGCCGUCGUUCGCUGUGUUAAGGGACCACAUCAAGCAGCACGGUCAGGAGAACGAAGUGAUCCUGAUGUGCUCGGAGUGCCGCGUGACGUCCAGAAGCCAGGAAGAACUGGAGGCCCACGUGGCCAACGACCACGAGAACGAUGCCCCCGGUCUCGGUCAGCCCCGAGCCCAGCUGUGCGCGAGCCCCCCCGACGCCGCCGGCCCGGGACCCACGGAGAGGAAGGGCAAGGCCAGCGCCGACCCCGCUGGCAGCGCGAGCAGCCCACAGAGGCGCCCCGCCCCCGCGGCGCCCAAGGCGGGCGUGGGGAGGGGGAAGUGGUACGCCUACGAACAGUACGGCAUGUAUCGGUGCUUGUUCUGCAGCUACACGUGCGGGCAGCAGAGAAUGCUGAAAACGCACGCGUGGAAACACGCCGGGGAGGUCGACUGCUCCUACCCGAUAUUUGAGAACGAGAACGAGCCCCUGGGCCUGCUGGACUCUCCAGUGGCUCCUGCCCCCAGCACGGUCGAUGCCGUGGUCAUCGCCAUCGGAGAGAACGAGCUGAGCAUCCACAAUGGGCCGUCUGUCCAGGUGCAGAUUUGCCGCUCGGAGCCGCUGUCCUCGACGCCUUUAGAGCAGGGUGCCGAGGGGGGCGUCGGCCUCGGUCAGUCGGUGACCCUCGACCCCACCGAGGAGGACGUGCUCGAGGUGAUUACGGACGCAGAGGAGAGUCGGGUGGCCGACAGCCUGCUCUUGUCGGCACAGAAGAUCGUCAGCAGCAGCCCCAAUAGAAAAGGUCACGUGAAUGUGAUCGUGGAGCGUCUGCCGAGUGCGGAAGAGCCCGUGUCCCAGAAGCCUUUCCUUGUGGGCGCCGCCAUCGAAGAGGGAGACAGCCUGCCCCCGACGGAGGCCCGGGCCGGGUCCGAAGGGGGAGGCGGGGCGUGUCGGGCGAGCCAGUGCACCGUCGACAUCGGGGGGCUGAUCAUAGGCUGGAGCAGCGCAGAGAAGAAGGAGAGCGAGUUACUCCAUCAGGGGCUGGCCCCUGACGAGAACGCCCCCCCAGGCCGAAGGAGGACGAACUCCGAGUCCCUUAGGCUGCACUCGCUCGCGGCAGAAGCCCUGGUCACGAUGCCAAUCCGAGCUGCUGAGCUCACGAGAGCCAGUCUUGGGCACUACGGGGACGCGAGCCUCCUGGACCCGGACACGGGGCAGAAGCAGGCGGACGGCACGCGGGCGGCAUAUUCUAAGAUGAUGUCACCACUGAAAAACUCCUCGAACGGGCUGACGGGCUUCCGCCCGAGCAGCUGCCCCCUGGUGGCCCUGCCGGAGGGCGGGCAGGCCUUGUCCGACGGGCAGGCGAAGACGGGCAUCAGCGUGUCCCUGCUCACGGUCAUCGAGAAGCUGAGGGAGAGGACGGACCAGGAUGCCUCCGACGAGGACAUCCUGAAGGAGCUGCAGGACAACGCGCAGCGCCAGCCCAGCGGCGAGGCCGCCCUGUCAGGCAGCGGCGUGGUGGAGUACCUCCCGAACGCCGAGCGGCCCUACCGCUGCCGCCUCUGCCACUAUGCAAGUGGGAACAAGGGCUACAUCAAGCAGCACCUGCGGGUCCAUCGGCAGCGGCAGCCCUACCAGUGUCCGAUCUGUGAGCACGUGGCGGACAGCAGCCGGGAGCUGGAGAGCCACAUGGUGCACCACUGCAAGGCCCGGCUGUACCCGUGCAAGCGCUGCGCAGAGGCGUUCCACUACAAGAGUCAGCUGAGGAACCACGAGAGGGAACGGCACAGGCUUCCCGAGGCCUCAUCAGAAGCGGCAUCCCCCGAGCCGGGGCUCCCCAGGGACACGGCCGAGGCGAAGUGCGCCCAGGAAGGGAAUCAGCCUUCAGUCCAGAAACAGUACCGCUGCGACGUGUGCGAUUACACGAGUACGACGUGUGUGGGUGUCAGAAACCACAGGCGAACCCAUAACUCUGACAAGCCCUACAGGUGCUCUCUAUGCGGGUACGUGUGCAGCCACCCCCCGUCUCUGAAGUCCCACAUGUGGAAGCACGCGAGCGACCAGAACUACAACUAUGAGCAGGUGAACAAGGCCAUCAACGACGCCAUCUCUCAGAGCGGCAGGGUUCUGGGGAAGCCCCAGGGAAAGACUGUCUCAAACAGCAGUGAAGAACGAGCUGGUCCGUCCCCAGGAAGUCCGGACGGGGCGGCGUCGCCCCCUGAGCUGGCCCCCCAGGCCUCUCCGGAGAGCGGGAAGCGGAGCCCCGCCAGCCCCGCCCCAAGGGGACUGGAGAAGAGCGGGAGCGUGGCCCCUCCGGGGACUGAGUUCUGCGUCCUGCUCUUCUGCUGCUGCAUCUGCGGCUUCGAAUCGACGAGCAAGGAGAACCUCCUGGACCACAUGAAGGAGCACGAGGGAGAGAUAGUGAACAUCAUCCUGAGCAGGGACCACGGCCCCGCCCUGAACGCCAGCUGA
Pteronotus mesoamericanus is the source of this 2987-nucleotide messenger RNA. RefSeq names its product zinc finger protein 507 (gene ZNF507). Gene Ontology annotation, biological process: positive regulation of transcription by RNA polymerase II. The transcript has 6 exons. The coding region runs from base 141 to 2987 and encodes 948 amino acids. Lineage: Eukaryota; Metazoa; Chordata; Mammalia; Chiroptera; Mormoopidae. The record is from RefSeq and is a predicted model, not a curated record. Gene Ontology annotation, cellular component: nucleus.